CUGUUAGAGUUAUAAUAUAAGUCAUGUACCCCUUUGUAUUUAUCCCGUUGUAUAAGGGGUUUCCUGCAUAUGUUCCACACCUGUACAUGUAUAUAUAUAUCGGCCUAUGGCCUCAUGGGAAUACAAGUUGCCUAUUCCUAACAUGGUAUUAGAGCUAGGUUAAUUUUUUCGCACGCUGCAACUCGUGCGUUCGAUCCCUCCUCUCCAGAUCGAUCAAGAAAUAAAGUAUUAGGUGCGACACGCACCUAUUGCUAUCCAUCGGCGCCUCGUAUUGUUUCGCGUGUGUGCGUGAGUUCCCGGCGAGUUGCUUCAGCGAUCAAGGAGCCGGCGUGAUUGUUUCGUACGUGCAUGUGCAUGUACUAGUUCACGUCAAGAAUCCAUUGACCAGCUUGUUUGCCUGCUUGCUCCUUGUAUACGUACGCGUGUGCGUCGUACAAAGUACGUCGGAAACACCUCUCCCGAUCGGCGAUCGAAGCAGCAGGCCGCAGGGGGCGAUCUCUCUCCUCUCCCGAUUGGUGAUCAAGCUGCCGCUCCCGCUCGAUCUCUGAAUCACAUCGCAGGACUCCAUCGAUCGCUCGAAGGCCGCCUCAGCAUCGCUCGAUCUCAGCAUCGCUCGAAGGCCGCCUCUGCGUGAUCGCUCCGCAGGCCCAGCAGGGGUUCGUCCCGCAGGAAGGUUUCCCUCCCGCACUGCCACCUCCGCCUGAUCGCUCGAUCUCAUCUCUCGCUCGCAGGCCCGACUUUGGAUUCCUAAAAAAAAUGUCUGCUGCAUCGGGCUAUGUUGCUGUCCCUCGCUGCCCGGUGAUCUUUGAUGGUACUAACUACACCGAGUUUACUGGCUUCAUGCGUAUUCACAUGCGUGGCAUCCGUCUUUGGGGUGUUCUUUCUGGCGAGGUCUGCUGUCCGCCACGUCCAGUUCCUCCGGUGGCCCCUACUCCGCCAACUCCAUCGGUUCUUCCUCCGGAUGCUAAUCAGGCCGCCAAGGAUGCGGCUAAGGUUGCUGAUGAGGCUGCUGAUCGUGCUUAUGAUGAGAGGGUUUUGGCUUAUGAGGAGGCUCUUCAGACGUAUCAUUGUGCUCUGUCUGUUUACACCCAGUGGCUUGAUGAUGAUGCUCGUGCUGCAGCUGUUCUCACUGCUAGUGUUCUGCCUCAGUUUGCUUCUGAAUUUCUGGGUCUUUCUACUGUCUUUGAGAUGUGGACCCGUCUUCGUGAGCGCUAUCAGCCCUCUGGUGAUGCCUUAUACCUCUCUGUGAUCCGUCAGGAGCAUGCUCUUCAGCAGGGUGACUCUACUGUUGAUGACUUCUAUGCACAGAGUUCUGCUAUCUGGCGCCAGCUUGAUUCUCUCCGUAGUGCUGGGUGUCGUACCUGCCCCUCUUGCCAGGCUGUCCAGGCCAAUUUGGAGUUUCAUCGCGUCUAUGAGUUCCUGUCUCGGCUCCGUAAGGAGUUUGAGCCCCGGCGUGCUCAGUUGUUUGCUCGUGGCCGUAUUUCUCUCAUGGAGGCGCUUUCUGAGAUUCGUGCUGAGGAGACUCGCUUACGUGGUGCUGGUUUGCUGGAGGUUCCCUCUGUGCUCGCUACUCGUGCUCCUACGCCACCUGCUCCACCGACCCCUUCUCGCUCGAGUGCUCCGCCGCUCUUGCCCACUCCUUCUGGAGGCUCAGGUCGCCCCCGUCCACAUUGCGCCUAUUGCAACAAUGAUGGUCAUCUUGAGUCUCAGUGCUACACGAAGAAGAAACACCUGCGCAAGGCUCGAUCAUCAUCUUCAGGGACUUCGUCAUCUACCUCGACAGCUUCAGCCAUUGCUUUGACUGAGCAGGAUAUUUUGAGACUUAAGCGUCUGCUCGCCGCUUCAGGCUCUUCCUCGACGGGUACUGCCGGUUCUGUGACUGAUGCUUCCCGCACUGAGCAAUCACCCUCUACACAGUCAGGACCGUCACACGCACACUCUGGUUGGGGCUGGCCCUCGCCGCCGUGAUUCUCAGGGUCUUUGGGAGUUGGACUGGCUUCAUGUUCCUUCUGCUGCCACCACCAUCGCCAGUUCUUCCGCUUCUGUCGC
This is a messenger RNA of Triticum urartu, 2049 nucleotides long. The record is from RefSeq and is a predicted model, not a curated record. NCBI's taxonomy places the organism in Eukaryota, Viridiplantae, Streptophyta, Magnoliopsida, Poales, Poaceae.